AUGGACAACAUGCAGUGCGUUGUUAUGCAGAGUAUGGAGCGGUUUUCCGAUAUAAUAGAAGGCUUGGAAAAUGAAGAAUUGGAGACACGUCCAACCGAUGCCAGCGCCAAACUAUAUAUAAACUUGUGUGCAUAUUACCUAGUGGUAAACAAAAUGACGGAAGCCAACCUUUUGUGGAAACGUGUGCCGCAGCAUAUAAAAGAGGAAAACGAUGAGAUGCAGAAAUUAUAUUUAUUGACGCAGUGCUUGCAUUCCAAUAAUUUAUCAAAUUUUUUCAGACAUAUACAGUAUGAAUGGUCCGAUGACAUCAAAUCGGUAAUGGACCAAUUGCACCGGGACACAAAAAAAAAUGCUCUUACUUUAAUUGGAAAUGCGUACACUUCAAUUUUCGAGCAUAACCUAUCUGCGAUUAUGAACAUGCCAAAGGAUCAGUUGAAGGAAGCGUGCACCGCCCUGGAAUGGGAUUAUGAAUGCAUUAAUCAAAAAGCGAUUGUUUUUCCAAAACGCUUACCUCGAACAAAGAAUAUAUACACUAGUUCGGAAUAUCAAUUGUCAAAAUUAACUGAAUUUGUGUCGUUCCUGGAAAAUUAGAUGUUCGUAUAAAAAAUAAACUUCUUGAUUUGUGAGUGUAAAAUGUAAACUUUUAA
This is a messenger RNA of Glossina fuscipes, 647 nucleotides long. RefSeq names its product COP9 signalosome complex subunit 8 (gene CSN8). Gene Ontology annotation, biological process: protein deneddylation; COP9 signalosome assembly. The transcript is spliced from 4 exons. The record is from RefSeq and is a predicted model, not a curated record. NCBI's taxonomy places the organism in Eukaryota, Metazoa, Arthropoda, Insecta, Diptera, Glossinidae. Bases 1 to 591 code for a protein of 196 amino acids. Gene Ontology annotation, cellular component: COP9 signalosome.